AUGACUAAUAUAAUCUCAGCAACGGAUCAUGCCGCUAAUCGACCACGUCUAUGCCGUUCGGAUGAGCAGCCUAAUUUACUUGAAUAUAUUGAUACAACACUAAACGAAUCGUUUUCUUUGAAUUUGAACUUAACUCGCACAAUAGCCAAUGGAAUUGAUCAAUACGGCAACACAACUCUCGAUCAAUACCUACUCUAUUUACUUUGUCAGAAAAUUUACCCCAAUAGAUCUGAUUCCAUAACAUACGGUCUCUAUCAACUACUACAUCAACUAUUAGUUUUGAAUGGCAAAGUUUCCAAAGCUUUUCUCGAAUAUUCCCCACCGGUGCACAAUCGAGCAAUUUAUCAAAACACUUUCAAUAGUUACACAAACUUUAUUUGGAAUGAACUCAAUGUCAAUGUUCUAUUAGAACUAGGCAUGUAG
Molecule: messenger RNA, 423 nt
Organism: Adineta ricciae
Lineage: Eukaryota; Metazoa; Rotifera; Eurotatoria; Adinetida; Adinetidae
Source: the annotation of a GenBank genome assembly